This is a messenger RNA of Marchantia polymorpha subsp. ruderalis, 1070 nucleotides long. Lineage: Eukaryota; Viridiplantae; Streptophyta; Marchantiopsida; Marchantiales; Marchantiaceae. The record is from the annotation of a GenBank genome assembly.
AUGUUGCGGUAUACCACACAUGUUGGAGAUCAAAAUUUCUUGAUAGUCAGCAUUCAGAGCCAACGAAUCUCUACGGCUAGAUGGAACCUGGCUGUAAGACUCCGCGCAAGUGUUUGUAUAAGAAGCGGAACCUUAAUCACUCCAUCUUCCCACAAAACCCACAUCUUUCAGGUUUUCUCGAUCGAAGAGAGAAUGAAAGAAAAUAACUUCGUCAGAAGCAAUCAUGUCGGGAAAGAUACAUGUACAGCAGGACCUGAUUACCAAAGGAACACUUGGAGAAAAUCGGGAGAGGAAGCAAGGAAAGACCGUUCUCGCCGCCGAGCCAGAGGUCGUUCAUGUAGUAGUAUUGCCGGCCGUGAGAUAGAUUCAAAGUCAAGGCAUAUGCUUUCAGCAAGAUCCCGUGAGAGAGGUGGAUGUGGUUUGGACGUUGGUACAUGUGCAGGUCUAUCCGUCUGAUUCCUGUUCAAGAUCCACUCCUUUGUUUACGUCCAAGAUUUUGGGAGGUCGCUUGAGGUAGAGUAAAUUGGAUGUCCUGUUGGGGCACAUGGUGUUUUAUGGAAGUCCACGACAUAUAGAAAAUGUGACGACGUCUGACUGCUUGGAUGUUCCGUGCUGGUACCCCUGAACACAAAGGAGUGAUACAGAGAAGUGACACGGAACAUCGUUGGGCAAGCUGUUCAUGGAGUGGCGGAAGGGUGCCUGAUGUACGCACGCUUUACACCAAGGGGAACCUUCAGCCUCGUGCGAAGCAUUAGUUCGUGCAGGAUUCAUUCUUCUUCUCGCGGUAUGGAUAUGGAACUCGGGGCUAUGAUCCCGGAACACAAAGAGAGUGAAGUGCUCAGACAGACAGAUUGUGUGUGAACUCAUAACAUUUCCUUCAAGUGUGUAAAAGUGUAUGAGAAGCAAUCUCUGCUAUCAUCACGUGAAUGUCAUGCAGAAAGUACGCUAGAAGAUAAUACUAUACACGAAAGCUAUGUUCUAUGAUCGUACAACCUUUUUGAGCGAAACUUCAGUUUGGCUUUGAAUUUGUGUAGAGCCACAUGCCUACUGCAUUUUACAUUUAUGUGGGU